GGGAUUUUGUUGUCCAUGGGAUCUCUUGCAGUUUCAGCUUCGUGAUGCCCCGGACUUGAGGCUCUUCAACCUCUCACUCAUAAACAAUUUCUACAACACCCGAUCGGCAACAUGGCCGACCUCAAAGAACCACCCGGACAAACGUCACCACCACCACCACCGACAACAACAACCACCACCACCACGCGUGCCCUUCGCGGCGCCUCCCUCCUCAUCCUCCUGCAAAUCCUUUCCCGCGCCCUGACCUUCAUCGCCAACCAAAUCCUACUACGCUUCCUAACCGCCUCUUUGCUAGGCGUCUCCACCCAGCUAGAAGUAUACUACCUCUCCGUCAUCUUCUUCGCUCGCGAAUCCCUCAGGGUAGCCAUCCAGCGCCAAGACACCACCACUCUAUCCGCCUCUCUUCUAUCCUCUUCUACCUCUACCCCUUCCGAAACCGCCAAAGAUGGGAAAGAUGGAGCCGAAAAAGAUACAGCAGCUGCCACACAAGCAGUAAUCAACCUCUCCCACCUCUCCCUCCUCCUCUCCCUACCCCUUGCCUUCCUCUUCGGCCGUCUCUACCUCUCCUCUCUCUCUCUUUCCACCCUCCAAUCCACUCCUUAUCUGGUACCCAGUCUGUAUCUGUACGGUCUGGCCGCCAUUUUAGAGUUGCUAUCGGAGCCCUGCUUCGCCGUGAUGCAGAUCCGCUUCCAGUUCGGCGUGCGCGCCGCAGCCGAAAGCGUCGCUACCUUUUUGCGGUGCGCCGUCACCUUGGGGAUAGCGGUCUGGGGGGCGCGAACGGGACGGGAGAUGGGGACGUUGCCGUUUGCCGUUGGGCAGUGCGUCUACGCGGUGGGGUUGUUGGCGGUUUAUUUGUGGAAGGGGUGGAAACUUUCGGGCAGGGAAGGGUUCUCGCUGUGGCCGAGGCGGUUGUUGUUAUUGUCUGGAGGUGAGAAGAAGCAGCAGCAGCAGCAGCAGCAGCAGCAGCAGCAGCAGCAGCGGGAGGAUGGCAAGGGGAACGGAGAGGCGGAGGGAGGAAAGAAACAGGACUUGUUCGUCCUAGGAUACUUCUACCGCCCUACUCUCGACCUAGCCUCCAGCAUGAUGGCCCAAAGCGUCGUCAAGCACAUCCUCACUCAAGGCGACACUUUUCUCGUUAGCAUCUUGUCUACGCCCACGGCACAGGGGGUUUACGCUUUGGCGAAUAAUUAUGGUGGGUUGUUAGCCAGAUUGGUAUUCCAGCCCGUGGAAGAAAGCAGUAGGAGUUACUUUAGUCGGUUACUGGCUGAUUCUUCCACCUCUCCCUCCUCAAAACCCUCCUCUCCCUCCUCCAAACCCUCCUCCAAACCCUCAUCAACAGCCCUCCACCAAGCCUCUUCCUCACUCACCACCCUCCUAAAAUCCUACCUUCUCCUCUCCCUCCCCCUGCUCGUCUUUGGCCCCCCCGCCUCUUCCCCCCUUUUGACCCUCAUCGCCGGCCGCCGCUGGACUUCCGGUCCCUCCUCUUCCUCUUCCUCUUCCGGUUCCACCACCACAGUCCCAGUCGACAGCGCCCCCGCCACCCUCUCCCUCUACAUGUACUACAUCCCCCUGCUCGCGCUCAACGGAAUCCUCGAAGCGUUUGUCUCGUCCGUGGCGUCCGAAGCACAAGUCCAUCGACAAUCGCUGUUCAUGACGUUCUUCAGUCUUGUCUUUGCGGGCACGGGGUACUUGACGCUCAAGGUGUGGGGGAUGGGCGCGAGGGGCCUGGUGGUGGCGAAUGCGGUGAAUAUGGCGUGUCGGAUUGUGUGGUGUUGGGGGUUUGUUGGGCGGUGGUUUGCUGAAAGAAGUGGGACUGGGGAUGGGAAGGUGGGAGAGAAAGGGGGGAAGAAGGACGGGGAAGAGGAUGAGAAAGAAAAAGAAAAAGAAAAAGUCAGGUUCGGCGUGUUGGACGUCUUGCCUAAGCCGGGAGCGGUGGCGGCUGCGGUUGUGGCUAGGAGUGUUGUUGGACGGGUUGUGGGAGCCAGUCAAGAGGAGGUGGUGAUGGGUGCCAAAGAGGCGGUUUGGGAGUUGUUCAAGAUUGCAGGGGUGGCGGUGCCUUUUGUUGUUGCUGUGGCCAUCGCCGAAAGAGACUUCUUGUUGAGCGGGUAUCGCGCCCUUCAGGGUAAGAGACAACAACAACAACAAAAGUCCUGAGAAAACACUAGAUCAUGAGAUAGACCGGACAGAGAUCGAAAAAAAAAGACGCCCAAUGAAAUUUUUGUCCCGAAAGAAUAACUGAAAUGGCUCCAAUGUUUACACAACAUGUGGCAUGGUGGUGGUAUCUACAUCAUCUUCAU
This is a messenger RNA of Neurospora crassa OR74A, 2297 nucleotides long. RefSeq names its product oligosaccharide translocation protein RFT1. Gene Ontology annotation, biological process: glycolipid translocation; dolichol-linked oligosaccharide biosynthetic process. The record is from RefSeq and is a predicted model, not a curated record. NCBI's taxonomy places the organism in Eukaryota, Fungi, Ascomycota, Sordariomycetes, Sordariales, Sordariaceae. Gene Ontology annotation, cellular component: endoplasmic reticulum membrane. The transcript has 2 exons. The coding region runs from base 112 to 2154 and encodes 680 amino acids.